Messenger RNA from Didymodactylos carnosus, 1242 nucleotides. The record is from the annotation of a GenBank genome assembly. NCBI's taxonomy places the organism in Eukaryota, Metazoa, Rotifera, Eurotatoria, Philodinida, Philodinidae.
AUGUUCUUAGUUAUAAUCAUUCCAUUCUUUUUACUCAAUUAUACUGUGCAAUCGAAAGUAGUCAUUAAAGAAAAACGACCAAUAAUAAUUGCUCAUCGUGGAGCACCCGCACACCUACCAGAGUUAACAAUUCCUUCAGAAGCGUUAAGUUAUGGCUUCGAUGCUGACAUUAUUGAAAUUGAUAUUUGUCUAAGUAAAGAUGAUCAACUGAUUGUCAUUCAUGAUCUUUAUUUGGAUUCUGUAACGAACGUAAGAAAUUUAUUUCCAUCAAAUCGUAAUCGAUCGAAUGGACUUCAUUAUGUAAUUGAUUUUACUCUAAGUGAAUUACGUACAUUGAGUAUUCAUGAACGAUUUAAUUAUGAUACAGGAAAACAAAUAUAUCCGAAAAGAUUUCCUUCCGCUGUAUGGCCAUCAUCGUUUAAGCUAUCAACAUUGAACGAAACGCUAGAACUUUUACUUGGUUUAAAUUAUGCAACAAAUAAAGUUAAAGACUUGUUAAUUGAAAUAAAAAAGCCGGAAUUUCAUGAAGAAAAUGGUAAAUUGAUAUCAAAAAUUCUUCUUGAAUUAUUAAAUUCUUACAACAUAACGAAACAAACUGAUCCAGUAAUCAUUCAAACAUUUCACAUUCCCGAGUUAUAUCGUAUAAGAAAUGAUUAUCAAUCGAAUCUACGUUUAUUUGCAUUAUUUACAUGGAAUUUUAUUAAUGAAUCGUCAACAGACUAUGAUAUUUAUCGAUCGGAAGCUGGAAUUAAAAAUUUAUCAACAAUUGUUCAAGCUAUCACACCAAUUUAUGAAUUCUUAGUUGAAUUUAACGAAAAUGGUUUAUUUGAAAGUAAAACAAAUUUAACUGAUUUAGCACAUAAAUAUAAUCUAGCCGUAUAUCCGUUUACAUUUCGAGAGGAUAAUUUAGGAAAAUACAAGGGUACAUUUAUAGAAUUUGUUAAUUAUUUUUGGAAUAUAAUUCAAAUUGAUGGUUUUAUCACUGAUCAUUCUAAUUUAUUGAUAGAACAUGUUCGAAAACUCUCAACCAAUUCCGAUCCUAACCCAUCAACCGCUCAAUAUGGUCUACGUAAGCCGAGAAUUGUUGAAGAAACAGUUUAUUUAAAACCGACAACUGUCGAACGACCAGUGCAAACGGUAAGCCGCCCUAUUGUAAAAGAAACUAUCUAUUUACCAGAACGACAACAACCAACAACAACAACAACAACAUCGGUAGGUCUUCUUUGCUGCAUCAAACUUUAG